GUAUCAGCACUCAUGAGCUUAAUGGUCUCUUAGUGGCUGCCGCGUCGACUCCUGUGACAAAGAUUCAUGGCCUCCUGGUGGCCUGCAGCUGCGUGAAGGAAGGGACAGGCCAGGUGCCAGCAUCCCGCGGAGUGUGACGGAAGACCGCGGGAGGGAGACAUUCAGUACAACAAGGCGUCACCCUCCCGUGGACUGGGCAAGCUGUGGCCACGACUUGCUCUAGAAGGUGAAAAAGACGGGUCUCGGUUGUCCCGUUCAAAUCAGGGGCUCCAGGUAUCAUCCUACGCCGGGGGCGUCUGUAACAUGCAAGUCCGGGUGACGUCAGCAGCACGCGGUCGGUGCGCGUACAAGUGCUCCUCCCUCGUCAGCGGUAUUUCGGGGGACGUAGGCGCAUACUCUCCCGAGUGUCAAUUUCUCAGACGCUGCUAAUUAGAUACUUGGGAAAACUCAAGACACGAGGGAAAGAACUUCACAAUAUUCAAGAUGUGGCUUUCCCAACAGUGUCAGUGGCCCCCAGUCCAUCAGAGACGAAGGGGGCCGUCGCGGUCGGGAAAGGCGAAUUUUAGGGAGCCCGGUGGAGGAGACGGCCUCACUUUGGCACAGUGUGGGCAGACGUUUUCCAUGAAGCACGGAGUGUUGUUCCCACACCCACGCAGGCUAUUCUAAUUAAUUUUUCAUGCCAAGGGACUCAAAGUACUUUGUAGCAAUUGGAUCGAUUCCUGACAGUUAGUGGAGUUAAUUGCUUUUUUUUUUUUUUUUUUUUUUUGGAAGGCAGGAAUGCAUAAACUCUUACGGGCUAUUAAAACCUUUGGGGAAAUUAUAUGCUUUCUGGUAACAGCACCAGUAGGAAAACGGUAUCUAAUGUCCUAACAGGGCUCAGAACUGGUGACUCAGUGACAGCCACGUACCUCGUCUAUGUCUAAGCCCUGCGCGUGCAUGAGGAGCCCAGUCUGGGGGAGUCCAGAACUGGAGAGCUCGAGUGCGUUUGCUGACCGUCAUCCGGCGGCGGGGACGGACUCUGAACAGGAGUGAGGAGUGCAGUUGGCCUGUGCCUGCACUUAGGACGCGCAGCGCUGAGAGCACUGCCGGAAUCACCUCGGUGUGUCCCCGCCGGGGGGGAAUAGUCACGUCCCCCACUUUGGAAAGCGGAGCACGGAGAGGAACAAGAGUGUGCUGACACCGUCUGGAAACAUCUGAUGUUCCAACAAAGGAGGAGGCUCCAGCCGGAUGAGUGCGGAAGGCCGCUUCUGCUGCAGGAAUCCUGUUUUUCUAACACCCACCUGGCGAGUGAAUUAGGGACAGCCCCCUCCCCGGGGGGUGAGGAGGCGGGUGAACAGUGUGGAUGCAGAGGUAGCAGAGCUGCUGAAGCCGGACAGGAGACUAAUAGAGACUAAUAGAAAUCCGGAUCACAAAUGAGAGUCUUAAAAAUAAAAGCAAGCUCGGGGGUGCACUCCACAGGGACCAAAGUGCAAAUCCUCCUUCUGAAGUUUAGAGGCAGCGGCCUUGGACGUGUUGGUCCUGGGAUGCAGGGGUGGGACUGAUGGGAUGAAAGGAAAGUGACCCACGCUGGCCCAGGAAGAAAGGGCCUGCCCUGGUUUGUGAGCCCUUCCCGUAGCUCCGCGCUGCAGAGAAGGGGCUGCAGGUCACCGGGAGGCCGUCGGCGCGUUCCCCGGAGGAAGCAUCGGUGCACCGGCCUGGGGACCAAGCCACGGAGACCCUGGCCCCGGGCUGGCCCACGCCUCCGUCAGAAGUUCAGCUGAGACUGCACGGCGCUGACGCACUCCUCCUCGCGGCAGAGGGGAGCGGUGUGGGGGCCGGAGGAACCGUGCACACACAAGUGAAAUCUGAUCGCCGGCCAGGAAAAGCCCGUGAAGCUAGAGCCCCGGAGGCACGGGCGACCUUGCGCAGCCCGAGUCAGGGCGCGGUCAUGGUGGGGUGCUGAGCGCGGGUGCGGCUGCGGCGGUGGCGCAAGCAAGCGUCCCCAUGGAGAACCCCGUGCCCCCCUGCGCCCUCUAUCCCGGGGACGACCGCGGCCGCGGGGCCGAGGCCGGGAGCGCCUUUGCGCAGGGAGCGUGCGGCCAGGCCGGGGGCCGGGGCGGCGCGCCCGCAGCUCCGGGAGAGGGCAGCCUGCAGCCGCCCGACGCGCAGACACCCUGCAGUCUCCGCGCGUCGCUGUGCUUCAGCUCCGGGGACGGCUCCCCGCCGCAGUCUCGCGCCUCCGCGGCGGAAGGCGCAGCGUCCUCCCCGCCCUCGCGUCGCAGCGGCCCGCGGGUCGUGGAGCGGCAGUGGGAGGUCGGCGGCGCCGCCACCGCGUCCGCCGAGCAGCCCGGGGACCCCGAGCAGCGCGCGUCCCCGGAGGAUUCUGUGUCCCCGGAAGAGCCCGCGUCCGCCGAGGAGCCCGGGGACCCCGAGCAGCGCGCGUCCCCGGAGGAUUCUGUGUCCCCGGAAGAGCCCGCGUCCGCCGAGGAGCCCGGGGACCCAGCCCAGCGCCCGUCCCCGGAAGAGCCCGCGUCUCCCGGGGAGCCCGUGUCCACUGAGGAGCCCACGUCCCUGGAAGAGCUCGUGUCUCCCGAGGAGCCCGUGUCCACCGAGGAGCCCGUGUCCACCGAGGAGCCCACGUCGCUGGAAGAGCUCCUGUCCCCCGAGGAGCCCGUGUCCCCCGAGGAGACCGGGGACCUCCCACCAGUGCCCCCGGGCGUCGGGCCGGCGCACGGGGAGCCUGACCUGGUCAUCGAGGUGUCGGGCCGCCGGCUGCGGGCACACAAGGCGGUGCUGGCGGCUCGCAGCGACUACUUCCGCGCGCGCGCGUCCCGGGACGUGCUGCGGGUGCAGGGGGUGGGCUGGGCGGCGCUGCGGCUGCUCCUGGCCUACGCGUACAGCGGGCGCAUGGCGGGCGUGCGACCGGACAACGUGGCCGAGGUGGUGGCCGGCGCGCGCCGCCUGCAGCUGCCGUGCGCCGUGCAGCGCGCCACCGACGCCGUGGCGCCGCAGCUGAGCCUGGCCAACUGCUACGAGGUGCUGAGCGCGGCCAAGCGGCAGCGGCUGUCCGAGCUGCGCGACGCCGCCUACCGCUUCAUGAGCGACCACUACCUGGACGUGCUGCGCGAGCCCGCGGUGUUCGGGCGCCUGUCGGGCGCCGAGCGCGACCUGCUGCUGCGCCGCCGCCUGCGCGCCGGCCGGGCCCGCCUGCUGGCCGCCGCGCUCGGGCCGGCCGGGGAGCGCGCGGGCAGCCGCCCGCAGAGCCCGUCGGGGGACGCGGAGGGUCGGGGCGACGCCGCCGUCUACUGCCUGCACGAGGCGGCCGGCGAGUGGCGCGAGCUGACGCGGCUGCCCGAGGGCGCGCCGGCGCGGGGCUGCGGCCUGUGCGUGCUCUACAACUACCUCUUCGUGGCCGGCGGCGUGGGGCCGGCGGGUCCCGACGGCCGCGCGCGCCCCUCGGACCAGGUCUUCUGCUACAACCCGGCCACCGAGCGCUGGAGCACCGUGCGGCCGCUGCGCCAAGCGCGCUCGCAGCUGCAGCUGCUGGCCCUGGACGGCCACCUGUACGCCGUGGGCGGUGAGUGCCUGCUCAGCGUGGAGCGCUACGACCCGCGCGCCGACCGCUGGGCCGCCGUGGCCCCGCUGCCCCGCGGCGCCUUCGCUGUGGCGCACGAAGCCACCACGUGCAACGGCGCGAUCUACGUGUCCGGGGGCUCCCUCUUCUACCGCUUGCUCAAGUACGACCCGCGGCGCGACGAGUGGCAGGAGUGCCCGUGCAGCAGCAGUCGGGAGCGCUCCGCGGCCAUGGUGGCCCUGGAUGGCUUCAUCUACCGCUUCGACCUGGGCGGGGGCCGUGGCGACUCGCAGGCGGCGGAGGCCGGAGGCGUCAGCGUGUUCCGCUACCACUGCCUGGCCAAGCAGUGGAGCCGCUGCGCCGCGCACCUGCGGCCCCCGGGCGCACCGUCCAGCCUGCAGCCCUUCCGCUGCGUGGCGCUGGACGGCACCAUCUACUGCGUGAGCCGCGCAGGCACCUGGCGCUUUGUGCCCCCGCAGGACAGCGAGCCUGGCGCGGACGUGGGCGCGGGCGAAGGGGGCAGCUUCGAGCCCGCACCGCUCCGCGCCCCCUUGGACGCCCGAGGCGCGCUCUUCCCGUUUGUGCUCAACUUGCCGGAGAAACCGGACCGAGGCGAGGAAGGCGCCGCGUAGGGCGGGCAGGGUCCACCUGGGCAUCUCCCUCAGGGACGCCCCCGUGGGCGGAGAUCCACUGGAGGGGGUGGGGGGCACGGUCCAUGGGGACCAUUUAAACCCUUUGAAGUUGGAAGCUUGUCGCGGGGCCUUGAAGACUUUUUGCAAUGCUGUUUUAAGGUCUGCUGCCCUAUUCUGCAUUCCCUUUUGCGCCGCUUUGCUCCACGGGGUCAAUGGCACAAUAUGUAAGGUGUGUGUAAAGAGGUGACCUUACAAACAUGGCAUGGGAAGUCGGAGGGAGAAGAGGGGAAGUGGAAGAUGGCGCCUGAGGAUGAGUGGGUGGGUCCCAGAGUGCCCAUCCAUUGUCCCGGGGGCUCAGGGGCAGUUGAGCUCC
Mustela erminea (ermine) is the source of this 4558-nucleotide messenger RNA. RefSeq names its product kelch repeat and BTB domain containing 11 (gene KBTBD11). The record is from RefSeq and is a predicted model, not a curated record. Bases 1984 to 4185 code for a protein of 733 amino acids. The transcript is spliced from 2 exons. Gene Ontology annotation, molecular function: protein binding. Lineage: Eukaryota; Metazoa; Chordata; Mammalia; Carnivora; Mustelidae.